GUGUCCGAGCGGCUCGCCUCCCAGCGAGCCCGAGGGCCGGAGGGAAACGGACGCCGGCGCUGACAUGGGCCUCCAGCCCCGGCGCCGCGCAGAACCCACGGAGGGGACAGCGCAGCCGCGCCGCUCCGGCGCUCGCGUCUGUGGGGACCCAGCCCUAUGAUCUCCCCCUUGGCACCUAUGCCCGCCGGACUUCACAUCUGACCCCUGACCCGCCUGCCGCCUUGGGAGGCCCGCCCUCCGCCCCCCUCCCCCACCGGCAAGAUGCCCAUCCUCAAGCAGCUGGUGUCGAGCUCGGUUCACUCCAAGCGCCGCUCCCGCGUGGACCUCACGGCCGAGAUGAUCAGCGCCCCCCUGGGCGACUUCCGGCACACCAUGCACGUGGGCCGGGCGGGGGACGCCUUCGGGGACACGUCCUUCCUCAACAGCAAGGCCGGCGAGCUGGACGGCGAGUCCCUGGAGGAGCAGGCCGCCUCCUCGUCCUCCAAACGCGGCCUCCUGUCCCGGAAGUUCCGGGGCAGCAAGCGGUCGCAGUCGGUGACCAGGGGGGACCGGGAGCAGAGGGACAUGCUGGGCUCCCUGCGGGACUCGGCUCUGUUCGUCAAGAACGCCAUGUCCCUGCCGCAGCUGAACGAGAAGGAGGCCGCCGAGAAGGGCUCCGGCAAGCUGCCCAAGAGCCUGUCGUCCAGCCCCGUGAAGAAGGCGAGCGCCGGGGAGGGCGGCCAGGAGGAGGCGGGCGAGGGGGAGCUGGCGCCCCGGCGGAACGGGGCCACCGCGCCCCACUCCCCCGACCCCCUCCUCGACGAGCAGGCCUUCGGGGACCUGACGGAGCUGCCCGUGGUGCCCAAGGCCAGCCUGGGGCUCAAGCACGCCGAGUCGGUCAUGUCGUUCCACAUUGACCUGGGCCCCUCCAUGCUGGGCGACGUCCUCAGCAUCAUGGACAAGGAGGAGUGGGACCCCGAGGAGGAGGGCGGCGGUUACCGUGACGGGGACCCCACAGGCAGCACCCUCCAGGCUCCCCCGGCCCUGGCAUCGGCGGCCCCUCCACGGGCAAGGCAGCAAGAAGGCGCGUCGGGCCGGGACCUGCCCCAGGACGAGGGCUGGGCGGCGGCCCCCAGCCCCGGCUCGGCCCGCAGCGAGGGCAGCCACACCACGCGGGACAGCAGCUCCCUGUCCAGCUGCACCUCGGGCAUCCUGGAGGAGCGCAGCCCCGCCUCGCGGGGGCCCGACAGGGCCCGGGCUGCGCUGCCCCGGCAGCAGGACAAGGAGUUCUCCUUCAUGGACGAGGAGGAGGAGGAUGAGAUCCGGGUGUGAGGGGCACCAGGCGGGAGGGGGGCUCCGUCUCCUCCCUGCCCCCUCCCCCCCUCCAGGCCACCACCCCCUUCCCUUCCCUGUCCCGUCCCAUCCUGUGCAAGGCAGCCGGGAGCCUGGCUUCCACCGCAGACCCUGGACGUCCCCCGUCCUGGACGUGGGGCGCUGGCGAGGCCGGGGCCCCAAUGGGGACACAGGGAGGUGGUGUGGGCACCCAGCUGCCUGGCGCACCCAGCCCUCCCGUGUGCUGCGGGCUGGACCGGGUGCUUGCGGCAGGAACCGGUUCUCCCUUCCCUCCAGCCCGGCUUCAGACGGUGACGCAUGUCAGCCAAGUCCCUGCCUCGUGGGGCAGCAGCGGUGGGUCAGUCCGGGAGCGGCCCCGGUGCCUCGGCCAAGGACGCUCGGCUCGCCUUUCCUCUCCUGGUGUUUCUGCUGUGACUGGUGGCCAUGUGGCAGGAGGAAAGGUGGUCCCACGCCCCGGCCCCCCGCUCCCAGCUCCUGCACCGCGAGCCUGGAGCCCCUUGGAGCAAAGCCGGACCGAAUGUGUGCACUAACGCGGCCCCUUCCAGGGGGGAGAACAGGAUGGGGAACGAAAGAAAGGAGGCCCCAGGCUUCCUGAAUUUUCUAAAAGGGGCCUUUCCAGGAUGACACUAGGAACAGGCUGGGCACUCGCUCGGCCCCUAUCGAUCUGUUUGUUCUCCUGUCCUGUUUAAAUCCUUCCAGAGCAUAUCUGGAACAGUGUUAACAGCUCUGCUACCAGAUGGAAGAUCAAAUCCUUUUAGAAAACCUUUAUACUAAGUGCUUCCAGACUUUAUUUAGAACUGUAUGGGGUGGGUGUCCGUGCGUGUGUGUCCUUCCCCUCCCCCCGCCCCCUCCCACUCCAUGGCUAUUAACAGUUGAAGGCAGCCAGUGUAGAAAUUUUCUGGAAAAGGAUUUUUAAAAAAAUUAAUAUAUCAUUUCUUGGAGGGCUAGAAGCUUUUUUGACUGAGUUACUCCCCACCCCCAUACACACACACACACACACACACUGACCACUUCCCCUUCCUUUAGGCCUUUUCUGCCAGCAGAACCCUCUCCCCCACUUCUGAGGCCCCUAAGGAUAGAGGGUUGCCAGAUUUAGCAAUAAAACAAAACAAAAC
Neofelis nebulosa (Clouded leopard) is the source of this 2447-nucleotide messenger RNA. It is a transcript of the gene CDC42EP4, whose product is annotated as CDC42 effector protein 4. The record is from RefSeq and is a predicted model, not a curated record. NCBI's taxonomy places the organism in Eukaryota, Metazoa, Chordata, Mammalia, Carnivora, Felidae. Bases 262 to 1311 code for a protein of 349 amino acids. The transcript has 2 exons.